GUAGCAACUGAGCCAUGAAGUUCCUGAUCAUCGCCUGUGUGGCCGCCGUGGCCGUCGCCGCCCCUCAGUACAACUACGAUGGGCCAAGAGCUGCCUCGAGCGAAGAGGUGGCCAUCCUGAGGGACAACCGCGUCCACGAAGACGACGGAAGGUACAACUACGACGUGGAAACUGCCAACGGCAUUGUCCUGUCUCAGUCUGGCUCCCCCGACGGCGAUGAGGGCGCCGUCGUCAAGGCUGGAGAAUACUCAUACACUGCCCCUGACGGUACCGACGUCCACGUCAGCUUCGUCGCUGACGAGAACGGCUACCAGCCUCAGUCCGACCUCCUGCCAGUGGCCCCCGAGUUCCCCCACCCGAUCCCUCAGUUCGUCCUCGACCAGAUCGCCUUCGCCGCCGAGGAGGACGCCCGCAGAGCUCGCGAAGGUCCACGUGAUGCUCCUCGCUCUCUGUACUCUGCGCCAAACUAAUGAACGACCUUUUUCUUCACAUAGGUUUCUAACAGUGAAGCUACGAUAACACUACCGACGUCAGACCCUCAGGUGAUUGAUGAUGAGGAACUUCUCAUAUAUUUAUUUUGUAUAGAUGUACAAUUAAACAUAAAGGAAAUA
Penaeus monodon (black tiger shrimp) is the source of this 611-nucleotide messenger RNA. Its product is annotated as cuticle protein AMP1A-like. Gene Ontology annotation, molecular function: structural constituent of chitin-based larval cuticle. Bases 15 to 470 code for a protein of 151 amino acids. The transcript is spliced from 3 exons. NCBI's taxonomy places the organism in Eukaryota, Metazoa, Arthropoda, Malacostraca, Decapoda, Penaeidae. The record is from RefSeq and is a predicted model, not a curated record. Gene Ontology annotation, cellular component: chitin-based extracellular matrix.